AUGAUAAUUCCCAUCACGAGUGCAUUGAUCGUACUCGCUUCUCGCAUUGCGAAUGCGGCUUUGACAUACAAGGGUGUCGAUUGGUCUUCCCUUCUCGUCGAAGAAGGUGCAGGAAAGACGUACAAGAAUACUGCUGGAAGCACACAGCCCCUCGAAACAGUCUUGAAAGCCAGCGGAGUCAAUGCCGUGCGCCAAAGACUUUGGAACAGUCCUUCCAAUGGAAACUACAAUCUAGACUACAACCUCAAAUUAGCCAAGCGAGCCAAAGCCGCUGGCCUGGACAUCUACCUCGACUUCCACUUCUCCGACUCAUGGGCUGACCCAUCCCACCAAACCACCCCCUCCGCAUGGUCCAACUACGACAUCGACGACUUGACAUAUGCCGUGUACAACUACACCCUAGCCACGAUGAACACCUUCCGAACCUCCUCAAUCUCCCUAAGCCUGGUAUCCAUCGGAAACGAAAUCACAGCAGGAAUGCUCUGGCCUCUCGGUUCCACCCAAACAUCCACCUACAACCUCGCCCGCCUCCUCCACUCCGCCUCAGCAGGAAUCAAAGACUCCACCAUCUCCCCCAAACCCCAAAUCCUCAUCCAUCUAGACAACGGCUGGAACUACGACACUCAAGAAUCGUGGUACGAUACCGUCUUGGGAGAAGGACCUCUCAAGUCCGAAGAUUACGAUGUUCAAGGCGUGUCGUAUUACCCGUUCUACAACAGUGCUGCGACUUUGGCGAGUUUGAAGUCGAGUUUGAGUAAGAUGAAAAAUAAGUAUAGGAAGGAAGUCAUGGUUGUGGAAACGAAUUGGCCUCAGAGUUGUCCGAAUCCUAGGUAUAGUUUUCCUUCGGAUACCACUUCGAUUCCAUUCUCUGCUGCGGGCCAGACGACUUGGAUGAAAGAUGUUGCGAGCGUGGUGAGCGGAGCUGGUGGGAAUGGUUUGUUUUACUGGGAGCCCGCGUGGCUCGACAAUGCGGGAUUGGGGUCGAGCUGUAAUGACAAUUUGAUGUUUGACAGUACUGGGAAGGCAUUGAGUAGUCUGGCAGUUUUCGCGUCGUUGUAGUAUAGUAGCAGCAGCAGAUACAUGUAUCAUUUCAUCCAUCUUGCAUCAUCUCGUAUUAUGUACCAGAGCAAUGACGCCUUCGCCAUGCUCGCAAAUAUGUACUCCAGAAACAAUUCCCAUCAUAUAUAUCCAAAAAGGAUGGUCGUCGUCGUGCACGUAGGCUCGGUCUAGACAAUAAAACUACUGUAGCAAUAGUGUGCACUUUAAAAAUCUCCCGACAAUGGCUCCGUCACAGCCGCGCGCGCGUUGAUCGGUAUAUCCUGGACUCCGCGCUGAUCGAAAAACAUAAAAGCCGCAGAAAAGUUCCGUGUCGUCCUCAUUAUGAUGAGUCUGUUGACCUCGUGAAGCAUCUUUCCCAACUCUUAAAACGCUGUAGAAUUUUCUUCAAUUAUAUCCAUCCUCCUUGGACGAGUUCCCUUCCAACGAGCUCGAGCUGUCCUUGCUCACUCGUCCUUCUUCUCUCCAGUACCCAACGCGGCUUUCCACCGCCUUCGGGAUCUGGCUCUCGAACAUAUGUCACGCUGUCCGCACUGCUGCCCUUGCGCGAAUGGGAAAUUCCACUGCUGUGUGGGCUCGUUGGACUCUUUGCUGCAGGCGGUAUCUUCUUCGCGGUCUGAGGCGAUUCCUGCAGACUAGUUAUAUUCCUCUUCGGCGUUGCAUCGAUAUCCAUUGCGAACGGAUUGCCAUUGCUUGAGGAAGCCGAUAGAGGACUGUCUUGGUAAUUGAAGGUUUGAAAGUUUUGAGCCAUGACCGGAUGUGCGCUAGAUGGAUUGCUCGAGCCAUUGCUGCCACUGCUGUAUGCGAAUUGCAUGGGAGAGCCAAAGUAGCCGCUGUGGUGAGCGACUGCGGCACCUGCACUUGUAUCUAGAGUUGGGCUCAAGACACCGUGAAGUGACUGCUGACUUGAGCGAUUGCUAUUCGCACUCUUCACACUGCUCUGACUUCCCCCAAAGGCAUGUGCGCGGAGUCGUCGUAACUCGUCAAACGAGGUGAUGUCGUCCUCUCUCAGCGGCGUGAUAGGCAUUCGUGCCAGGGCGGGUGAGUGAGGCCCGUAGCUUCCGGCACUUGGCGGAGGGUGUGUGCCUGGUAGAAUGCCAAUAAAACUAUUCCGUGUGCUGAACUCCGACCUCUCGGUGAUUGGUGUCAAGUUGGGCUCCUUCAGACUCUUGUUCCUUUGCAGUCCAUUGUCGCCAUCGUCUCCAAAGUAGCCGCCAUGUACAGCUUCCAGAUCUCCUGAAUUAGCUCGAGGUCUACCAAAGAAGUGGAACUCUUGACCAUAAAACCCUUCAUCAUCAUUUGCAAGUGCUUCAGCAUUUGCUGCGGCCACAAGAUCGUCGUCGUUGCCAAAAUCGUCAUCUCGAUCAUCGAAUC
This is a messenger RNA of Pseudocercospora fijiensis CIRAD86, 2430 nucleotides long. Its product is annotated as glycoside hydrolase family 53 protein. Gene Ontology annotation, molecular function: glucosidase activity. Bases 1 to 1059 code for a protein of 352 amino acids. Gene Ontology annotation, biological process: pectin catabolic process. NCBI's taxonomy places the organism in Eukaryota, Fungi, Ascomycota, Dothideomycetes, Mycosphaerellales, Mycosphaerellaceae. The record is from RefSeq and is a predicted model, not a curated record. The transcript has a single exon.